AUGUCUGCCUACCCUAGGUUCAGGCCCGACCUCCAAGAUUCCGAAGCAGCUAGCCAAGAAGCGCAAAGCUAUCUUUACCUCUGCGUCUCAGAAUGCGAAAACAAACAUCCCUUCCGAUACGACAUCUCUCUAGUCACCGGCAAUGCCUCCAACAUGAGCUCUCUCAUCCAGCAUAAGCUAGUAGAUAUAUGCCCCUGUGUCGCAACAGAAGAAUGCGGUCAAAUAGGCCUAGGCUACCACCAGAACCAUCUGCGCGACUCAAGUCAAGGGGUUCUCACGCUGAUCCUACUCGCUAAAGUCAAAUCCCAAGAUCUGCUGUAUAAUGUUCUUUACAAAUUUGAUCCCGAAGUACACAACCUCGGAAUGUUCAGCUGGUGUUCACGGGCUCUGAAUACACUUAUCUGGGAAAAUAGAACUGGACGCAUUCUAGAGUUUGGGUGGGAAUUCGAUAUGAAUAAAUUAGAGCAUGUGGCGGAAAGCUUUACGUAUAAUAAGAUUUUGCAAGGGAAGAUUUUGGAAAAGCUUGGAGAUGAUGGGAAUUUACCAGUCUUUGAUAUGAUGAGAUAUGCAGAGUUGAUGAGGGAGAGAUAA
Messenger RNA from Sclerotinia trifoliorum, 591 nucleotides. NCBI's taxonomy places the organism in Eukaryota, Fungi, Ascomycota, Leotiomycetes, Helotiales, Sclerotiniaceae. The record is from the annotation of a GenBank genome assembly.